Messenger RNA from Drosophila innubila, 1669 nucleotides. Its product is annotated as protein piccolo. NCBI's taxonomy places the organism in Eukaryota, Metazoa, Arthropoda, Insecta, Diptera, Drosophilidae. The record is from RefSeq and is a predicted model, not a curated record. The transcript has 2 exons. Bases 128 to 1552 code for a protein of 474 amino acids.
CAGCACAAAAGGAACAAAACAAGUGGAAAUUCUAUAAAUACCUUAUAGAUAACAUAAUAUAUAAUAUAUAGAGAGAGAUAAAUACUGCAAAACAAGACACGCUUAUCAAACCUAUCGACAGUGAAUCAUGGGUUACAAAUGGGUGCAAUCCUCGUCGUAUGCCUCAAUACCCCCAAUGGCCGUCGUGGGCGGCAAUGAUGAGGACGGGGCGAUGAUCUAUGUGGGAAGGGCCGAGCACGAGGGCGACAUGCUCGUCUGCAAGGUGGUGCCCUCCAAGCAGAUCGGCUUCAUCUCCCAGCGGGGCGAGGCCUUGCCCAAGGACAUCUUUGAGAUGCUGUGCGGCGAGAAUCUGACGUGGAUCAAGUGCUAUGAUCAUGUGAUUCCCGAGACAGCUGUGCUCUGUGGACGCACGACGUUGGAUCAACCCGUGUACAUUGGACGUGGUCACUACGAGGGACACUUGAUCAUCGGCAAGAUAUCCUCGGUGCAUCGCGCCUUGUUUAUUGCCUAUCGCGGGGCGGAGCGUCGUCUGGAUUCGUAUGAGAUUCUGGUGGAGGAAAGACGCUCGUUGCCGGGUUGGCAAUUGCCACCACCACCACCAUCACUGCUAGAGGAGGACAAGUGUCCGCUGUCACCACCGCCACCACCACCACCAGCUGGCGCAGCUUGUGGCAAGCCCUAUCAAUAUCCGCCGGACUUUGAUGCCGUACCUUUUCCCAUGCACGACCGACCGCCUCAAUAUACGCCCUCGCCCUCGCCCUCGGUAAUGCCGAUGCCGAUGCCAAUGGCGAGCACAGAUCCCUAUCCACCACCACCAACGAUCAUGCCAGCGUAUCAGGCGCCAGUGGGCGUGGCACUGCCCCUACCGCCAAAACCCGCCUUGCCGCCGGCUUAUACACCCGCGGAGGUGGCACCUCCCUUAACUGGACCUUCCUGCUCCUCUUUUGUACCCGCGGAAACCUAUAAACCCCCCAUGGAUCCUUAUGCUCCCAGUUGUUCCAGCUACACGCCAGCGGAAUAUGCUCCCGUUCCCGCUGCAGUUGCUCCUAUUUAUGGAGGACCGCCAACCCACGGUACUGCCUCCGAUCUGUGGCUACCAGCCCGGGCUGGCUACACGCCACCCGAUGCAGUCCACGGUGGUCAUGACAGCGACAUGGCGCCUCUGCUCGUCUGUCGUGCCUACUACGAGGGAUUACGCAUACCGGGCAAGGCGGUGCCGAGUCGUGGUUGCGCCUACAUUGCGCACUCGGGUCGCGAGAUCAUCGAGUCCAGCUACGAGGUGCUCAUCGGCCAGGCCAAGUAUCAUUGGGUGCCACGCUCGGAGGGCAGCAUUGCCCCUGGAGCCGUCGAGGCGGGACGAUCGUACAAUGGGGAGCCGCUCUAUGUGGGACGUGCUCGUUAUUGUGGCAGUCUGACACCCGGCAAGAUUCAGCAGUCCCAUCGCUGCAUCCACAUUCCGUUUGGUGGCCAGGAGGUGCACAUUAGCACCUACGAGGUCCUCGUCCGCAGCGAGUUCUUCCAUCGCCAGCAGGCCGUCAACCUGUCCUACUAACCCAAGCUGAUCCAAGGACAGUCCACCUAAGAUUCUAUUGUAACUGAGCAGCUACCUCGACACAUUGUACCUAUGUUUAUUAUACACUGAAAAAAAAAUAUUUUUUUUGUCAGAUAA